Molecule: messenger RNA, 2128 nt
Organism: Cricetulus griseus (Chinese hamster)
Lineage: Eukaryota; Metazoa; Chordata; Mammalia; Rodentia; Cricetidae
Source: RefSeq, a predicted model, not a curated record
GCGCUGCGCUACUGCUGCUCCAGCGCCGAGGCGCGCCUGGACCAAGGAGGCUGCGACAACGACCGCCAGCAGGGUGUGGGGGAACCAGGCCGGACAGACAGAGAAGGCCCAGACAGCUCGGCAGUCCCCAUCUAUGUGCCAUUUCUCAUCGUUGGCUCCGUGUUCGUCGCCUUCAUCAUCCUCGGGUCCCUUGUAGCAGCCUGCUGUUGCAGAUGUCUAAGGCCAAAGCAGGACCCCCAGCAGAGCAGAGCCCCAGGGGGCAACCGCCUGAUGGAGACUAUCCCCAUGAUUCCCAGUGCCAGCACUUCCCGGGGGUCAUCCUCUCGGCAGUCCAGCACAGCUGCCAGUUCCAGCUCCAGUGCCAACUCAGGCGCCCGGGCUCCCCCAACAAGGUCACAGACUAACUGCUGCUUGCCCGAGGGAACCAUGAACAAUGUGUACGUCAACAUGCCCACAAAUUUCUCUGUACUUAACUGUCAGCAGGCCACCCAGAUCGUACCCCAUCAAGGGCAGUACCUACACACCCCAUAUGUGGGGUACGCAGUCCAACAUGACUCUGUGCCCAUGACGCCAGUGCCCCCAUUCAUGGAUGGCCUGCAGCCCGGCUACAGACAAGUCCAGCCCUCCUUUGCCCACACUAACAGUGAACAGAAGAUGUACCCUGCAGUGACUGUGUAGCUUGCAGGUCAUCAAUUAGACUUUUAUGAGACUGAGCGAAACGGCCAGAAGUUUGCUCAAGUUGGUGGUAUUUUCAUCAGUGUUUUCCCGAUGACUUCAUUUGCUGGAGAACAUCUCCAGAGCAGUGUUUCUGCGAAUGUUUCCUGAUUCAGAAUGGAAAAACACAGCCCCUGGAGUCGCCACCUGUGUCCUCAAGUAUGUGACAAAUGCUUGAGCCCCUAAGUGCCCUUGAGGUGCGGCUGCCAGAGUCUGAGGUUGUGUGGUGUCAUUAUUUCUUUUUGUUUCAGCUGCACAAGAGAACACCUGUGACCUCCCCUUUACCUGGGCUGUUUUUUAAAUCAGUGUUCAAGGCUGAAAGGAGAUGUAAAUAAUAUAAUUAUUAUGAAAAGAAGCCAGUUUGAACUCAGACACUAGUCAACAGCCUCAAGCCUCCAGAGACAUGUCUUAAUUUCAUUGUAAAAGAUAUAGUUUGUCUAUUUUUAUGCUUUUGGGGGGAGGCUAUUUUGUGUGUGUGUGUGUGUGUGUGUGUGUGUGUGUGUGUGUGUGUGUGUGUCUUUUAAAUAACCGUGUGUUGAGAUCUUAUUACAAAGUGAUUUUUCUACAUUAAAGAGAAGAAAAGGAAAUGUACACAUCUAAAGAAGACAUUCAGAAUUCUAGGGUGGAGUGGCACUGAAGCCAUUCACCCCUUUUUGAUGGAGCCUUUUUACUUCCUGGCUCUAUGGUGGCCCCUGAGAAGUAAUUCGAUGCUUCUUUAUUGAAAUCAUGAGCUAUCUGUCACCUGCUGUGCUCCAAGUUACUUCUAACCUUGCCAUGUGAUGUGGCCUGGGGCUUUGUUUUGUUCUGCCCCAGUUUCAGAAUCCCCCUGUCUAAAUAGUACCAAGGGCAGGGAAUUAGCCAUGUGUGGAUGUAGAUCAGUAAAAAAAUGCCAAGAAAGGUGCCGCGGAGAUGCUCAGUGUAGGUUGUCAGCCACAAUGGGGACCUCAGACACGAACCACUUUGCAAAUCAGAAGGCUUUUUAUACUCCUGUUAUCGGAAUGGUCUGUUUUUCCUGCGACAGGAACUAUGGGAUCCAGAGAAAAGCUCUCCAAGGAGACAUGACUCCUGGGUCUUUUUUUCUCCUAGUCUUCAGCAAACUCUCCAAUCACUGCCGAUGUUUUAAGUUAUCAAAUUCAAGAGAAUUUGUAUGUUGAUUACUUAUGAAAAAAGUUUAAGCAUGUGUAAUUUUCAACUGCUAGCAAAGCCAAAAUUUGUUAACUAACUGUCAAGUUUGGUCUUCUGUACAUCUAUCUUAUCCAUAGCAUCAUCCAUCUAGUCUUCUGUCACCUGUCUGUCAUCUCGUGAUGUUAGUAAUGUCACAUUUUUGUUGGCAAUUGCUAUUAACAGAGAGGAAUCAAAGAUUCUUAAUAACCAAAGCAGGAGAAAAUCAUUUUAAAUUUUUAAUAAAUAUUUU